AAGGAGGGCGCUGUUGACUUUGAAGUGCAGCAAGACGCCAUCUUGAGGAGACGUCCAACUCUGGUUGGUGAUGACUGACAACAAUUUUAGGCGCAUCAGGAUGGAAUUACCGGAGUCCAUGUGAAACUGUGUCACAUCGGCAGUGUUCUAUAAAUAAGAGGAGGCGGAAAUAAGAGCUGCUGGACUAAUAUUCGACUUUUAAGGGACGGACCGUGCUGUAGCCCGAUGGCCGGCUAGCUGCUCCGUGGAUUCGCCGCGGCCUGUUGGGGAGGAGGAAGGGAGGUGACGGCGCAAAAUGCUCGGCAACCCCUGACUCCCGACCGGACAGCCACCCCAGAGAACUCUAGCUUCGAGUCGGAGGACGAGCACAAUGCACUUAUAAUUUUUUUAAAUCACACGACUUUCUUAUUUUCACGGUGGCGUUUAGACUGUGAACGACAGUGAAUACAGCACGAGAAAUGUCAGCCAACUGCACCAGCGCAGCGCCUGUCAGCGCUAGCAAAACCAAGACGAAAAAGAAGCAUUUUAUAGGGCAGAAAUUCAAAUUGUUCCGUGCAAGCGAGCCCAUCCUCAGCGUUUUAAUGUGGGGUGUGAAUCACACGGUUAAUGAGUUAAGUAAUGUGCCUGUUCCAGUAAUGCUGAUGCCGGAUGAUUUUAAAGCCUACAGCAAAAUCAAAGUGGACAACCACCUAUUUAACAAAGAAAACCUUCCUAGUCGCUUUAAGUUCAAAGAAUAUUGUCCCAUGGUGUUCCGGAACCUGAGAGAGAGGUUUUGCAUCGAUGACCAGGACUACCAGAACUCCCUGACACGGAGUGCGCCGCUCAACAGCGACUCCCAGGGUCGCUUUGGCAACCGCUUCCUCUCCAGCUAUGACCACCGAUUUGUAAUCAAAACUGUCUCUAGUGAGGAUAUCGCUGAGAUGCACAACAUCUUGAAAAAAUAUCACCAGUUCAUAGUGGAAUGUCAUGGCAACACACUGCUCCCUCAGUUCCUGGGCAUGUACAGGUUAACAGUGGACGGGGUGGAGACAUACAUGGUCGUGACCCGGAAUGUAUUCAGUCAUCACCUCACUGUGCAUCGCAAAUAUGACCUGAAGGGUUCUACGGUCUCAAGGGAAGCCAGCGACAAGGAGAAGGCCAAAGAGCUCCCCACUUUUAAAGACAACGACUUCCUCAAUGAAGGCCAUAAGCUGCAAAUAGGAGACGACAACAAGAAAUACUUUUUGGAGAAGUUAAAACGUGAUGUCGAGUUCUUGGCCACUCUGAAGAUCAUGGACUACAGUCUUCUCGUGGGGAUCCACGAUGUGGAUCGAGCGGAGCAGGAGGAGAUGGAUGUGGAGGGUGCUGUGGAGGAAGAAGAGUUCGAGACCGAUGGGAUGGGCGCCGGCGUGCUCACCGGCUCGUUCGGCACACCUCCGGACAGCCCAGGAAACCCCCUGAACUGCGGAGGCUUCUUUGGCCCCGGGGACUUUGACCCUUCUGUUGAUGUUUACGCAAUAAAGAGCCAUGAUGGUGCUGCCAAGAAGGAGGUGUACUUCAUGGCCAUCAUCGACAUCCUCACACAUUAUGAUGCGAAGAAAAAAGCUGCACAUGCUGCCAAAACUGUGAAACACGGGGCGGGGGCCGAGAUCUCAACCGUGAACCCGGAGCAGUAUUCCAAGCGCUUCUACGAAUUCAUGUCCAAUAUCUUGUCAUAGACACUUCACCACUCGACUGAGAGGAAUGACAGUAACCCUCCUUGGUUUUCUAUGGUUUUUGUUUUAGCCGUUACUCUUCCCUCACCCAACUUCACAAUUCUCUCGCCAGCACAGAAAAGUGUCUCAAUAACAAAUGCCUUGAACGCUUCCACAGUCUCAGCACGCCCCUCUCACCUUUUCUACUCAUGUUCUUAGUCCACACAAGCAAGACUGCAUGGUGUUCACUUUCCUGUCGUACGGAGAGAAAAUCCACCCCCGCUGCUGACGAUUUGGACUCACAGGAGAUGAUUGUGUCGUUGAUGUAUUACGUAAAUGAAUGCAGUUGUCAAAGAUGCAUGGCUGACGUGCACACGAGCCUCCACCAAACCACUGAACUUAACAUCUGCGUGUUAUAACAAAAAAGACAUAAUUGGUGUUUGAAUGUUACGUUGCCAUAUUGUAUUUUUUAAUACUUUUGGAAUAUUACCUGUGAGCUUGGUGAAGGUUGGUCAAAGACGCAUUAAAAAAGGGGGAAUCCAGCAGCAAAUACUUGUUUUAGCACAGUAAGACUCAUUUUUUAUAUCUUGUUUACAUGGAUGUAGCAAUUUUGUGUUUGUAUACAGUAUUGUUUUGUUACCAACAGACAUUAGGGGGGAAAAACUUGAAAAUGAAUCAUUGCAUAUUAAAGGGAGUUUUAUCUUGUUUU
Molecule: messenger RNA, 2382 nt
Organism: Doryrhamphus excisus (bluestripe pipefish)
Lineage: Eukaryota; Metazoa; Chordata; Actinopteri; Syngnathiformes; Syngnathidae
Product: phosphatidylinositol 5-phosphate 4-kinase type-2 beta
Biological process (GO): phosphatidylinositol phosphate biosynthetic process
Cellular component (GO): plasma membrane
Molecular function (GO): 1-phosphatidylinositol-4-phosphate 5-kinase activity; 1-phosphatidylinositol-5-phosphate 4-kinase activity
Source: RefSeq, a predicted model, not a curated record